Molecule: messenger RNA, 1413 nt
Organism: Arabidopsis arenosa
Lineage: Eukaryota; Viridiplantae; Streptophyta; Magnoliopsida; Brassicales; Brassicaceae
Source: the annotation of a GenBank genome assembly
AAGAACAUUUUCUCCAAAAGUAAAACAUAUCUCACUCUUUAGUCUCUCCACUCUUAAAAAACAUUUUCCAUCAUCCAUCAAAAAUGGAGGCUCAUCCACACAACAAAACCGACCAGACCAAGCAUGUCAUCCUCGUACACGGUCCCAUCAUCAUCGGAGCUGGCCCUUCCGGUCUUGCCACUUCAGCAUGUCUCUCGAGCCGUGGAGUCCCUUCUUUGAUCUUAGAACGGUCGGAUUCAAUAGCAUCUCUUUGGAAAUCUAAAACCUACGACCGACUCAAACUCCAUCUCCCAAAACACUUUUGCCGGUUACCCCUCUUGGAUUUCCCUGAAUAUUUCCCAAAAUACCCUUCCAAAAACGAAUUCCUGGCCUACCUUGAGUUCUACGCUUCCCACUUCCGCAUCGUCCCAAGGUUCAACAAGAACGUCCAAAACGCAGCUUUCGAUUCUUCCUCCGGUUUCUGGAGAGUAAAGACUCAUGAUAACACAGAGUAUCUCUCCAAAUGGCUUAUCGUCGCCACCGGUGAGAACGCAGAUCCAUACUUACCCGACAUUCCAGGGAUAAAGAAGUUUUCCGGCGGGAAAAUCGUUCACGCGAGCGAAUACAAAAGCGGCGAAGAGUUCCGGCGGCAGAAAGUUUUGGUCGUCGGUUGUGGAAAUUCCGGCAUGGAAAUUAGCUUAGACCUCGUCCGACAUAACGCAUCUCCUCAUCUUGUUGUCCGAAACACCGUUCAUGUGUUGCCAAGGGAGAUACUUGGGCUAUCAACAUUUGGAGUUGGGAUGACACUUCUCAAAUGCUUACCCUUAAGGCUCGUUGACAAGUUCUUGUUAUUGAUGGCCAAUCUUUCGUUUGGAAAUACCGACCGGUUGGGUCUUCGCCGACCAAAAACGGGUCCGCUUGAGCUAAAAAAUAUCACCGGAAAAAGUCCGGUCCUCGAUGUCGGAGCUAUGUCUCUCAUCAGAUCUGGCAUGAUUCAGAUAAUGGAAGGUGUAAAGGAAAUCACAAAGAAUGGAGCAAAGUUUAUGGAUGGUCAAGAAAAGGACUUUGACUCUAUCAUAUUUGCCACUGGUUACAAAAGCAACGUGCCUACUUGGCUUCAGGGAAGUGAUUUUUUCACGGACGAUGGGAUGCCGAAAACGCCGUUUCCUAACGGCUGGAGAGGAGGGAAAGGAUUGUACACAGUUGGGUUUACGAGGAGAGGACUCCUUGGAACGGCGUCUGACGCCGUUAAGAUCGCUGGCGAAAUUGGUGACCAGUGGAGAGACGAAAUCAAGGGGUCCACCAGGAAUAUGUGCAGUUCUCGUUUUGUCUUUACCUCUAAAUCCUAAUUUGCGUUUUUCACAUAUUUUUUUUUUCAAGUUACCACCUAAUUUUGCAUGUUGUAAAUCGAAGAAAUAAACUUGUAUAUAUUUU